This is a messenger RNA of Lemur catta (Ring-tailed lemur), 891 nucleotides long. RefSeq names its product probable ribosome biogenesis protein RLP24. Gene Ontology annotation, biological process: ribosomal large subunit biogenesis. The record is from RefSeq and is a predicted model, not a curated record. NCBI's taxonomy places the organism in Eukaryota, Metazoa, Chordata, Mammalia, Primates, Lemuridae. Gene Ontology annotation, cellular component: nucleolus. The transcript has a single exon. The coding region runs from base 41 to 532 and encodes 163 amino acids.
CCUUGGCCGUUUGGUGGGUGGGGACCCACGCGGGUUCAACAUGUGUAUGGAGAAGUGUUAUUUCUGUUUGGGGCCAAUCUACCCUGGCUACGGCAUAAUGUUCAUUCGCAACGAUUACAAGGUGUUCAGAUUUUGUAAAUCCAAAUGUCAUAAAAACUUUAAAAAGAAGCUCAAUCCUCGCAAGGUCAGAUGGACUAAAGCCUUCCGGAAAGUAGCCGGUAAAGAGCUUACAGUGGAUAAUUCAUUUGAAUUUGAAAAACGUAGAAAUGAACCUGUCAAAUACCGGAGAGAGCUAUGGAAUCAAACUAUUGAUGCAAUGAAGAGAGUUGAAGAGAUCAAACAGAAACGCCAAGCCGAAUUUAUAAUGAACAGAUUGAAGAAAAAUAAAGAGCUACAGAAAGUUCAGGACAUCAAAGAAGUUAAACAAAACAUCCAUCUUAUCCGAGCCCCUCUUGCAGGUAAAGGAAAGCAGCUGGAAGAGAAAAUGGUACAGCAGUUACAACAGGAUGUGGACAUGGAAGAUGUUUCUUAAAAAUCACAGUGUAACCAUUUCUAUAUGUACAUUUGAAAGUGUCCUUUGGAGACUAUAACUUCUAAGUUAUUGGUUUAUUUUUUACAUAAGGUCACUCAAAUGAAAGGUGAUUAAAAAUGUAUUUCCUACGUUGCUGUCUGCAAAACAUCAGAUAAUAUGGAUGUUGGAUUGCAUCUCAAUGUUAAACCUUCACUGAUAGAUGUGCUUUAUGUAAAUUAUGAAAAUUCUCUUUGUAAAUACAGAAAUGAAUUGUGGACAAAAUGGUCAUGCCAUUUGGAUAAUGGCACUAGACAGUAUUUAUAUAAUAACUUAGGACAAAAAUUCUAGCUAGUGAUAUGUAAAAUAAAAUUUUCUUUGCA